Molecule: messenger RNA, 2010 nt
Organism: Stylonychia lemnae
Lineage: Eukaryota; Ciliophora; Spirotrichea; Sporadotrichida; Oxytrichidae
Source: the annotation of a GenBank genome assembly
AUGAAAGAAAGAUCUAAUUAAUAAGCUAAGCAUGGACGAAGAAUUUCUGGUAAUUAUUAAAAUGAAGGUGACUAUUUAAUUGGAAAAGAGAGUCUUGUUUAAUCUCACAAAGGCUCAAUGCUAAUAAAAGCAAUGGAGAAUGAAUCUGUAGAGCGAUCAAGAAUGACAGAUUUAUCCUAUGCUGGAGGAUUCAACAAGAAUAAACUUAAUGACAAAUCUAAGUCCUCGAUCAUCGGAAAUAGUAGUUUACUUCUUUAAGGAAUCGGUAGCUCAUAAAGUAGGUAAACUAGAGGAAAUGGUUCGAAUCAUGGCAGCAAAAACCUAGAUAGCUCAGUCUAUUUCUCACCUCAGAGAUCUGUAUAAAGCGAUGCUGGUUUAUAUAGAAAAUUGAAGGACGGAAAAUUUAGCUAUGAUUAGACAAGGUAAAUUUUGCUAUCCAGGCAUUAAUAACUAGCCAACAAAAAACAAAGCUAAAAAGGAAAAUUCAGCCCAAGCCGUGAUCCUAAUCUUCCUAGAGACUAGAAUUAAAUGCAGAAAUUAUCUAAUAGCAAUUCGAAGUAUCUAUCAGUCCCCCAUGGCAUUCCAGAACAUCUUAAAAACAGAACUUCUGACGUUAGGACAGAUAGAAACAAGGUAUAUGCUAAAAGAUCAGAAGAUCCUAUGAUUAUGCCAACUUAAAUUACAGAUAUACCUGCUUAACUUUCUCUAAGAUAUAAUCAAAUUAAUGACAAUGAGAUCAUUUAUGAAAGCGAACUUAUGAAAUAUAAACCUGGAAUCAAGCAUUAGUAUAUGUCUAGAUGGUGCUAACUUACUAAGUCUCAUUUCAUUUACUAUGCUGAAGGCGUUCCUUAUGCAAGUUUUUUAGCUAGACCAUUAGCAGUGAUUCCGAUGGAUGCCAUUGAAUCAGUUAAAAGAGUAUAUGUAGAAGUUCCAGAGAAAGAUGAAAAUAACGGAGAAACUAGAUGGACUUAAAAUUAUGGAGCGACUACUAGUUCAGAUGGAGAUGACAGAGCUUACACAUCGCCAUUAAAACUGGCAUAAAUAAAUAAAUCUGCUGCUAAGUAUCAGAUUGUCGAAGUUGAAGAGGAAAAUGAAAGUUUAAAUAACAGCAGAGGAAAGUACGAUGUCAAAAUUGAUGUAAUAGAAAGUUCUGGAGAUAAAAGAGUCAACAGAUCUAAUAGCAAUAAAUUCAAAGAUUUCGAGAAUCAUUCUCCAAUUAGAAACAGGCUUGAGGUACCUGGAUCUUAAGAUUAAGCAGAUAGGAGUUAAUAAUCUCAUAGCAGAAAUAGGUCUCAAUCUCAUUUUACUCCAUCUAAAAAAUUACUUGAAAAUACAGCUGCUUAAACAUAGCAGGGUAGACAUUUGAUGCCUAAGCCAUCUCCAAGAAAAUUAUCUAAAGCUAGAGAAAUGAGUGAGUCACCAGAUAGAUCAAUGAGUCGAUCCCCUUCUGUUUAAAAGCAAGAUUAGAGCACUGUUUUAAGAGAAAAGAGAAAGAUAAGUUAAAAAAUAUUGAAGGAGAUUGAGAAACAUAUUUAAGACAAAGCUCAUAGAUAGCAUCUAAUUGGUUUAAUUGAGGAGUCUCUUUCCAAACCGUUAGAAAUUGAAGAGAUGAUAGUGAGAAAUCCUUCAAGUUGGAUUAAAUCUCUAAGUAGCAACUUCACUUGGACAAAUAGAGAGCUAGAGUGGUAUUUUGCAGAAGAUAGAUUCUUAUUUGCAGCGAAAAAUGAGGAAGAAUGUGAUAGAUGGGUCUGUAUUAUGAAUUGGAUUCUGGCUUAUGAAGAAGAUCAGACUAGAAAUAAUUAAGAUCAGAACACAGAGGAGGAGGUAGAUGUACAAGAAACUAAUGUUGUGGAAGCUUUUUAAUAUCACAAAGGAAAUCCUAAGUUCUACAAACUCAAGAGCGUUGAAAGUGACUUUGAUAAUAGCUCAGUUGAAAGAUAACAAAAGCAAAGACCGAAUGUUAUCAAUAACAAAAUGAGUCAUAAGAAUUCACUAAUUAAAGAAGAAUGA